Molecule: messenger RNA, 1399 nt
Organism: Cherax quadricarinatus
Lineage: Eukaryota; Metazoa; Arthropoda; Malacostraca; Decapoda; Parastacidae
Product: aldo-keto reductase family 1 member B1
Cellular component (GO): cytosol
Molecular function (GO): aldose reductase (NADPH) activity
Source: RefSeq, a predicted model, not a curated record
CAGGUUUAUUAAGAUGGAAAGUUAAUGUCAAGUGGAUGAAGAAGAGUGGCGCCAUGAGAGGGAGGAUGCCAGGACCGGCACUGUAGUAACUUUGUGUCAGUCAGCUGCCACCACCACCACCCAGGGUAUGGUCACACGUCUUGCAGCUCUAUUGUCACAUUUCUCCGGCAUUCUCCGCUAUUCUACAAUGGCAGUUCAAGUUCCGUCAGUUACACUUAACAACGGCAAGAAGAUACCCAUUUUUGGCCUUGGCACUUGGAAGUCAAAGCCUGGAGAAGUAACACAAGCUGUCAAGGAUGCCAUUAAUUGUGGGUAUCGCCAUUUUGACUGUGCACUCGUUUAUGGUAAUGAGCCAGAAGUUGGUGCUGCUAUUAAGGCCAAAAUUGAUGAUGGAACUGUAAAGCGUGAAGAUCUCUUCAUUACUAGUAAGUUGUGGAACACCUUCCAUAGCAAGAAGUUAGUGAUCCCUUCUUUGAAGGAGUCUUUGACCAACUUGGGACUUGAUUACUUGGACUUGUACCUCAUCCACUGGCCCAUGGGCUAUAAAGAAGGAGGAGAAAAGUUCCCACAAGAUGCCAGUGGAAAAGUACUGUACAGUGAUGUUGACUAUGUUGACAGUUGGCUUGAAUUGGAAAAGGCUGUUUCUUUGGGUCUUGUCAAGUCCAUUGGUUUAUCCAACUUUAACAAGGAUCAGAUAGAACGUAUCCUUGAGCAUGGCAAGAUUGUUCCAGUAACCAACCAGGUUGAGUGUCAUCCUUACUUGAACCAGAAGAAAUUGAUUGAGUACUCCUUGUCAAAAAAUAUACAUAUCACUGCUUACAGUCCUCUAGGAUCUCCUGACAGGCCAUGGGCAAAGCCUGGUGAUCCACUGCUAUUGGAAGAUCCUAAGAUUGUAGCCAUAGCUCAAAAAUACAACAAAACACCUGCCCAGAUUCUCAUCCGCUAUCAGAUCCAACGCAAUGUCAUUGUCAUCCCCAAAUCUGUUACCAAGUCUAACAUAGAAUCUAACAUCCAGGUGUUUGACUUCAACAUAACUGAUGAAGGCAUGAAAAUCCUCGAUAGUUUUGAUUGCAAUGGUCGUUUUCUCCACCUCAAUGCGGUGAAGGAUCACAAAUACUGGCCAUUUAACACAGAGUUCUAAAGCAAGACACAUUGAAGAGAAAUCAGCAUACUGUUUUUCAUCAUAUUAAGGAAUUGUUAAAUAUGGAUAUUUGCAAAGGAUGCAGCAAAAACUAAUAGGUUUUAGUCAUAAAUAUUACAUGCAUUUCCAAAUUAUAUUAAGUUUUUCUUUAAUUUCAUAUUCUGUUGGUAAGAUAGUUUUAUAAUUUGUGGAAUAAGAGAAUGUACUUAUAAUCUGUUGAUAUUCAAGCUUUAUUUCCAGUAAAUAUUUUCAACAACA